UUUUUUCAACCUUUUGUUUCCAACUUUUUCUUCCAACUUGUUUUUCCAACCUUAAUAUUCUCCCAACUUUUCCAACUUUUUCUUUCAACUUUUAUGUACCAACCUUUUUCCAACGUGUUUUUUAAACUUUUUUCCCAACUUAUUUUCCCCAACUUUUUUAUAAUCUUUUCCAACCUAUUUUUCCAAGGUUAUUUUUCCAACUUGUCUCCAACCUUAAUAUUUAUUUUCCCAACUUUUUCUUUCAACUUUUUUUUUUCCAACCUAUUUUUUCCAACCUUUUCCAAACUUUUUCUUCCAACCUUUUCCCAAUCUUUUUCCAACUUGUUUGUCCAACUUGUUUUUAUUGUCCAACCUAUUUAA
Meloidogyne enterolobii is the source of this 360-nucleotide messenger RNA. Lineage: Eukaryota; Metazoa; Nematoda; Chromadorea; Rhabditida; Meloidogynidae. The record is from the annotation of a GenBank genome assembly.